This is a messenger RNA of Haemonchus placei, 696 nucleotides long. NCBI's taxonomy places the organism in Eukaryota, Metazoa, Nematoda, Chromadorea, Rhabditida, Trichostrongylidae. The record is from the annotation of a GenBank genome assembly.
AUGAACAGCUUCGUAGUAGUCGCCCUAGCUGUUUUAGCUUGCACCGUCUUAUCCGAUAAACGCUACUAUAGCCAUGGCUCUGGCGAGUUCGGCGAGGGUCAUCACGGAAAAAAUCAUGGUUCUUCGUACAACAAGGGUUACACCAAAGGGUUCGAAAAAAAGGGAUACGGUGAAUACGGCAGUCACAAGUACGGUGGGUGGAAAAACUAUGCUAGAGGCGAGGAACGAGGAUCACAGUAUGGAUCCGAAUACGACAGAGACCACGAGCAUGACGAGCACCAUUACGAAGGACAUCGCAAGGGAUACAAAUACUUCACUGAUGGACACAACGACCACGAUCAACCGAAUCACGACCAUGACAAUGGCCACGGUCAUGGUUAUGUCCACGAAGUCAAUCCGUCAAACCAACAUGGCGAUCAUCGUGGCAAUCACGAUCAUCAUGCCGAACCUGGCAUGUCUUCUAGAAAUCAGCACCGCGGUAAGGAUGUGAAAGCUUGGGUUGGGUCAAUCACAACACAACACUUUUCAAUCGUUCCGUCAAUCGAACUGUUACAGGCCGUAGAGACGAUUGCGGGCAUCAACGCUACUAAACUAGUACUAGAUCCGAUGAAGCUGACAAAUAAUGUUUUGGAUGCUAAUGUAAAUAAAUUCAAGACAUCAAUAAACAUAUGUAUUACAUAUUCCUUUUGCUACUGA